UUUGAUUAAUCAAUUGACUUUACAUUAUUUCAGUUAAAAGAAAAUUUACUUGCUCUUAAAAGAGGAAUUAGCAAGCCUCACAUAUCAUCUGCUACGUCAAACGAUGAUCAAAAAAACAUGCCUGGAUCUAACCUGUUUGAAUUCAAUAACCAGGAGGAAGAAAGCCCUUGCCGUCAGACUAUUCCAACUUCAUCAAUUACCAGUGAGCCGUUGGAGUGUGAAAAUAUUCUUCCGUACAGAAUGUGUGGACAUCCUUGUAACAUAUGUCUACAAAGUGAAUAUCUCAAGCCCUCACAAUUUGCUUCUGAUCAUAGUUACUGUACAAACACUAGAACAAUUGGAACAAUGACAGAAGUUACAGACAACAGUACAGGAAGUUUUAAUGGUAAAAUUUUAACUUCUACUCCGAUCAAAAAGAUCUCCCCUUAUCUUGAUGAAGAAGAAGAAGUACCGGUAAGUUUAUUUAUGGAUGACUCUGUCACAGGAUCGAACUUUGAUGACAGUCAUGACAGCAGAGAUCCUACUUUUGUUAUUGAUGAGGAUGAAAGUUUUGAUGCAGAAAAUGUUGAUGAUCACAAUGAUGAUAAUUGUGAUGAAUCAUCAUCACUCAUACAAACCAAAAAGUUUAUUGUGUUUGAAAAUUGUUUGGAUGAUAUUCUGAAUUGUUUGAUAUGCAAUAUUUGUAAAUGUCAUGUAGACCCUUCAGAUACCAUCAAAGAAUACUGUGGUUCAAUGUUGAAAGUGUCAGUAUUUUGCACUGGCGGUCAUUUAGUCAAAAAAUGGUUAUCUCAGCCACUGUUAGGGAAAAUGCCCGUAGCCAACUUGCUUGUAUGUGCAGCAACCCUUUUUGCAGGUCAAACAUAUGCACAUAUCUCUCAGUUUGCAAAAUUUAUGAAUCUUCAAUUUGUAAGCAAAACAACAUUUCAAACUGCACAACGAGAAAUUGUAAUGCCAGUGGUUGAUCAUUCUUGGACUGUUAUGCAAGACCACAUUUUCUAG
Magallana angulata is the source of this 999-nucleotide messenger RNA. RefSeq lists its product as uncharacterized. The transcript has 2 exons. The coding region runs from base 118 to 999 and encodes 293 amino acids. NCBI's taxonomy places the organism in Eukaryota, Metazoa, Mollusca, Bivalvia, Ostreida, Ostreidae. The record is from RefSeq and is a predicted model, not a curated record.